AUGAGCGUUGCGGCGCCGGGCCCUGCAGGUGCUAUCGCCCUCCCGCUCCGAUUAAUUCGUCCCAUAUCUCAAUGUCCGAGGCAUUACGAUCGAUAUCAGCAUUCCCAGUCUCGACAUGUAUCAAGUUCAGCACGCUCGCGCCCAAGCACGAGGAGGCGUUUGAGCGCACAGCCAUGCAUUAUUCAAUCCCGUCACUUUUCGGCAACUAGCUCCGCUCAGGCGACGAAAGAUCCUUACAAGACCUUGGGAGUCAACGCUGGUGCGUCAGCAUCCGAGAUCAAGAAGGCAUACUACGCGCUGGCCAAAAAGUACCACCCAGAUACAAACAAAGAUGCAGGCGCCAAGGAGAAGUUCACCGACGCGCAGUCGGCCUACGAGCUUCUGAACGACCCGCAGAAGAAGGCCGCAUGGGACAAUUACGGAGCAGCGGCUUUUGACCAAGGGGGAGGAUUUGAUCCCCGAGCGGGCGCUUCGGGAGGUAACCCAUUCGCGGGCGCCGGCGGUUUCGGUGGUGGAGGUGGAAAUCCAUUCAGCGGUUUUGGCGGAGGCUUUGGCGCAGAAAUCAACUUUGAAGACCUUUUCGGCGCAUUCACGGGACAAAGAGGAGGACGGCGCGGGCAAGCUGCUCAAGAGAUCCUGGUGGGCGAGAACAUCGAGGUCCAAACCAACAUUUCGUUCAUGGAUGCGGCCAAGGGCGUUACGAGGAACAUUACCAUCACUCCACUCGUACAGUGCGGCACUUGCGCAGGAGACGGGUUGAAGAAGGGCACGACUAGGUCGACAUGCAAACGCUGUGGAGGUACGGGAACGCGCGUCCAUGUCAUGCAACAGGGCUUCCACAUGUCCAGCACCUGUGAAGCCUGCAGUGGCUCAGGUGUCAGCAUCCCACGGGGCUCGGAAUGUGGCAACUGUUCCGGCAACGGCGUCGUACGGCAGCGGAAAACUGUCGAAGUCGACAUUCCAGGCGGAGUCGACGAUGGCAUGCGCCUACGGGUAUCUGGUGAAGGCGAUGCACCACCCACAGGACUUUCGCCAAAUCCGAAGGUUCGAUCGCAGCGUGGCGACCUUUACGUUCACAUCCGCGUUGCUCCUGACUCUCGAUUCAACCGCAGCGGCGCCGAUAUUCUCUAUACCGCAUCGAUACCACUGCCGACCGCACUGCUGGGAGGAGAAGUGCGGGUGCCUACCCUAGAUGGCGAGGUCAAGGUAAAGGUGGCAACAGGUACAGGCACUGGUGACAAGAUCACUCUUGGAGGCAAGGGCAUGAGAAGGUUAGGCGGUGGCCGGGAUAGCGGUUCGGGAGACUUGCGGGUGGAGUUCAAAGUACAAAUGCCCAAGUACCUCAGCGCCAACCAGCGCGUAAUAUUGGAAAUGCUGGCCGACGAGAUGGGCGACAAGACGGCGAAGCGGAUAAUGGGUGUGGACCAAUGGAAGCAAGACUCGCAGCCAAAAGCCGGAGAAUCUUCGAAGACGGCCUCAGACCACAAGAACGAAGGCUUCCUCAAAUCGGCCUGGCACAGGUUGACCCAUCAACACGACAAUUUGGAACCCGACGAGCCCAAGACCAAGGAAAAGGAGCCGAAGGACGAGGCCAAGGACAACAGCAAGGAUGACGAGGAGCCAAAGAAGGCGUCAGGUUCUGGAUGA
This is a messenger RNA of Cyphellophora europaea CBS 101466, 1647 nucleotides long. RefSeq names its product chaperone DnaJ. The coding region runs from base 1 to 1647 and encodes 548 amino acids. The record is from RefSeq and is a predicted model, not a curated record. Gene Ontology annotation, biological process: response to heat; protein refolding. Gene Ontology annotation, cellular component: cytoplasm. Gene Ontology annotation, molecular function: heat shock protein binding; ATP binding. Lineage: Eukaryota; Fungi; Ascomycota; Eurotiomycetes; Chaetothyriales; Cyphellophoraceae. The transcript is spliced from 2 exons.